AUGAAACAGGAUAAACAUCCAUUAGUGCUGGACAUGUUCGAGCAGAUAACAAAUGCUUCCAAAGGGAAUCAAAUUCUAAUGUUUCUCGACUACAAUGGCACACUUUCCCAGAUCGAGCUUUCAUGGAUAAAAAGCCGUGGCACGGACAUAAAAGGACCAUCAAAAGGUUCCAAAAAUGAGAAAGAUACCCAUGUUGUGCUCUUUCAACCAGCCGGUGAAUUCCUUCCCACGAUCGAUGAGGUGUACCAAGCUUUGUUAGAGACAACCAAAUCUACUCUUGGUGCUAAAGAUGGAGAAUGACAAGUUUUGUGUAUCCGUUCAUUUACGUUGUGUUGAUGAGUUGUUCACUACGUACCCAUGUUACUUGAUGGAGCCAAGUUUAUUACAACGAGAAGCAGAGAUAAACCUUCCACUUUCAAGCUUUGUCGUGAUCAGUGAAUUCAUGAACUUUGAGCAAAUUUUUUGCUUAUAAAAUU
Ilex paraguariensis (yerba mate) is the source of this 476-nucleotide messenger RNA. Lineage: Eukaryota; Viridiplantae; Streptophyta; Magnoliopsida; Aquifoliales; Aquifoliaceae. The record is from the annotation of a GenBank genome assembly.